GAAUAUCACCCAUGGCUAGCUACUUUUUGACUUACCGACUCUAGCGGCAAAAAUGGGAAGUAAAUAAUUCGUGUGAAGUGAGGACGGAAGUGGAAUUGAAGUAGCGUGCGCAACCUUUCGCGUUCCCCGACAAGAGGCGCAAACAUGGCAGAGGUUGAUGAAACUCAGAAGAAGAAGAGGGCCUUCAGGAAGUUUACCUUCCGAGGCGUCGACCUGGACCAACUCCUCGACAUGCCCAAUGAACAGCUGAUGGAGCUGCUACACGCUCGUGCUCGCAGGCGUUUUUCACAUGGUCUCAAGCGCAAGCCGAUGGCUCUUGUGAAGAAACUCCGUAAAGCGAAGAAGGAGGCUCCUCCAAAUGAGAAGCCAGAAAUUGUCAAGACUCACCUUCGCAACAUGAUCAUUGUCCCAGAAAUGGUUGGAUCCAUUGUUGGCGUUUAUAACGGAAAGACUUUCAACCAGGUGGAAAUUAAGCCUGAGAUGAUCGGACACUACCUUGGGGAGUUCUCUGUCACCUACAAGCCUGUUAAGCAUGGUAGGCCUGGUAUUGGUGCUACUCACUCCUCCAGGUUUAUUCCUCUCAAGUAAAUUGCUUGUAUGUAAUAAAUAAACGGCGUAAAAUACCA
This is a messenger RNA of Neodiprion fabricii, 626 nucleotides long. RefSeq names its product 40S ribosomal protein S15 (gene RpS15). The transcript is spliced from 3 exons. The record is from RefSeq and is a predicted model, not a curated record. Gene Ontology annotation, molecular function: structural constituent of ribosome; RNA binding. Gene Ontology annotation, biological process: ribosomal small subunit assembly; translation. Gene Ontology annotation, cellular component: cytosolic small ribosomal subunit; ribosome. Bases 145 to 588 code for a protein of 147 amino acids. Lineage: Eukaryota; Metazoa; Arthropoda; Insecta; Hymenoptera; Diprionidae.